CAUGCUGAGCGGGCUCUGGGCCCUCCACACGCUGGCUCUUCUCCUCUUCCUGUGCUAGUUAGCUAUGGCGGCCGUGAAGACCCUGAACCCCAAGGCCGAGGUAGCCCGAGCCCAGGCUGCACUGGCGGUGAACAUCAGCGCGGCCCGGGGCCUGCAGGACGUGCUGAGGACCAACUUGGGGCCUAAGGGCACCAUGAAGACGCUUGUUUCUGGUGCUGGAGACAUCAAGCUUACUAAAGAUGGCAACGUGCUGCUUCAUGAAAUGCAAAUUCAACACCCAACAGCCUCCUUAAUAGCCAAAGUAGCAACAGCCCAAGAUGACAUAACUGGUGAUGGUACCACUUCCAAUGUUCUAAUCAUUGGAGAGCUACUGAAACAGGCGGAUCUCUACAUUUCUGAAGGUCUUCAUCCCAGAAUAAUAACAGAAGGAUUUGAAGCUGCAAAGGAAAAGGCACUUCAGUUUUUGGAACAAGUCAAAGUAAGCAAAGAAAUGGACAGGGAAACACUUAUAGAUGUGGCCAGAACAUCUCUAUGUACUAAUGUGCAUGCUGAACUUGCUGAUGUCUUAACAGAAGCUGUAGUGGACUCCAUUUUGGCCAUUAAAAAACAAGAUGAACCUAUUGACCUCUUCAUGGUUGAGAUCAUGGAGAUGAAACAUAAAUCUGAAACUGAUACAAGCUUAAUCAGAGGUCUUGUUUCGGACCAUGGGGCACGGCAUCCGGAUAUGAAAAAAAGAGUAGAAGAUGCAUACAUCCUCACAUGCAAUGUGUCAUUGGAAUAUGAGAAAACAGAAGUGAAUUCUGGCUUUUUUUACAAGAGUGCAGAAGAGAGAGAGAAACUUGUAAAAGCUGAAAGAAAAUUCAUCAAAAAUAGGGGUAGUCCUGUCAGGCCAAUUCUGCACUUGCCCUUCUUCAGCAGCUUGUAUUAUAAGAACGCCAGCUAUGGACAGCCACGAACACCAAGGCUCCUCAGUCACUCAGCCUUCCUGCAGCUGCUGAUGCCAGAGCCAUCUGGAGUCUUACCCUGUGUUCCUGCAAUCCAGGACCUGGCCAAGAACUUGGUAGAAGUUCACAUGCAGAUUUGGGACCUCCCCAAGGGUGGCUCCUUCUUUUCUGGGAUUUACUCCAUCAAUUUCCAGUGA
This is a messenger RNA of Odobenus rosmarus divergens (Pacific walrus), 1141 nucleotides long. Its product is annotated as T-complex protein 1 subunit zeta-like. NCBI's taxonomy places the organism in Eukaryota, Metazoa, Chordata, Mammalia, Carnivora, Odobenidae. The coding region runs from base 65 to 1141 and encodes 358 amino acids. Gene Ontology annotation, cellular component: chaperonin-containing T-complex. The transcript is spliced from 4 exons. Gene Ontology annotation, molecular function: ATP binding; ATP-dependent protein folding chaperone; ATP hydrolysis activity. Gene Ontology annotation, biological process: protein folding. The record is from RefSeq and is a predicted model, not a curated record.